Messenger RNA from Orbicella faveolata, 3736 nucleotides. Its product is annotated as G protein-coupled receptor kinase 5-like. Gene Ontology annotation, cellular component: cytoplasm. NCBI's taxonomy places the organism in Eukaryota, Metazoa, Cnidaria, Anthozoa, Scleractinia, Merulinidae. The record is from RefSeq and is a predicted model, not a curated record. Gene Ontology annotation, biological process: protein phosphorylation; regulation of signal transduction; signal transduction. Gene Ontology annotation, molecular function: ATP binding; G protein-coupled receptor kinase activity.
ACCUUGACCUUGAUUAUUCUGGAUAUCACAAAAACCUCAUCCAAUAAUUGUUUAUAACUGGAAAGCGCAGACGGCUGCAGUCUCUUUUUACCGAUUACUGCGAUCCAAAAUUUAUGAAAACCGCACACCGCUAAGUCUUAUAAAACCGCAAUACCGCAGGUUAAAAUAAGGAUUUCCGUAAAACCGCAUUAAAAAUAACACAAAACUGCAUCACCGCAAACCCUUACACCCCCCUCCUACAACAUAUGCAGACCACUUGGUCAAAGUAAGACUCUCAAUUUAAGAUGAAAGAUGUAAGUGUAUGCUUCUUUUUUUUUCCUAUUUCUAGCACUCUGAGCCCACAACACAGCUUAGAGUGGCUGGUGUUAUGGAUGACACAGCAGAAAAGACAAUAAAUGCAGUGUCCAAAUCAGCUGAUGAAGAGUUUUCUAUGGAAAUUUUUAAGGAUGCUGUCAGGGAAGUCAAAGAUUUCUUGGGUGGAAAGCCUUUUGAAGAUUACCAACAAAGUAUGUACUUCUCCAGGUAUCUUCAGUGGAAGUGGCUUGAAAGACAGCCUGUCACAAAGAAGACAUUCCGUCACUACAGAGUGUUAGGGAAAGGUGGAUUUGGAGAGGUCUGUGCAUGUCAAAGCAAGAUCAGUGGGAAAAUGUAUGCAAUGAAAAAGCUAGAGAAGAAGCGGAUAAAGAGAAGGAAAGGAGAGGCCAUGGCAUUAAAUGAGAAACAGCUCUUAGAAAAAAUUGACAGCAGAUUUGUGGUCAGUCUAGCAUACGCUUAUGAAACCAAAGAUGCCCUCUGUAUGGUUUUAACUCUAAUGAAUGGUGGAGAUCUUAAGUUCCAUGUCCACAACAUGGGAAAUCCUGGUUUUGAAGAAGAAAGAGCUGUAUUUUAUGCUGCAGAAGUCAUGUUAGGAUUAAUUCAUUUACAUUCAAAGAGAAUAGUCUACAGAGAUAUGAAACCAGAAAAUCUCCUUUUAGAUGAUUAUGGUCAUGUCAGAAUCUCAGAUCUUGGUUUAGCUGUUCAAAUAAAGAAUGGAGAGACGAUACGAGGGAGAGUAGGAACAAUAGGUUACAUGGCUCCAGAGGUUGUUAAAAAUGAACGCUACACAUUUUCGCCAGACUGGUGGGGACUAGGUUGUCUCAUAUAUGAGAUGAUUCAAGGAAAGUCUCCAUUCAGAGCAAGAAAAGAGAAGGUGAAGAGAGAUGAGGUGGAGCGGAGAGUGAAGGAAGAUCAGGAGGUGUACUCGGACAAAUUCAGUUCAUCUGCGAGACUAAUAUGUAGUCAGGCUCUUCAAAAGGAAGUAAAUAACAGACUAGGUUGCAGCGAUGCAGGUGGAGAGGACGUAAAGAAACAUAUUUUCUUUAGAAAUAUUAACUGGCCUCAGCUGGAAGCUGGAAUGUUCAAACCUCCAUUUGUACCUGAUCCCAGAGCAGUCUACUGCAAAGAUGUGUUAGACAUUGAACAGUUCUCUUCUGUGAAGGGGGUUCGCUUGGAUGAAAGCGAUGAAGAAUUUUAUAGGAAAUUUUCAAGUGGAUCAGUUUCAAUUCCUUGGCAAAGUGAGAUGAUUGAGAUGGAGUGUUUUGCAGAACUCAACGUAUUUGGUGAAAAUGGUACACCUUCACUUGAUCUCGUAGGAGAUGUGCCGUGGCCAGAACCUCCUAAGAAGCGAGGAAUGGCUUGUUGUUCAGGAGAAGAUGAUGACCUUUAACAAUAAAUUUAAAAAAACAGACUUUGUACAAAAAAAAAGGUUAUAAAAAUAUUAUUUCUAAAUUUACUCAGACAAAAUAGUAAAGUGUAUUCACUAGCUAGUCGUUUUGAUGUACAGAGAAAUAAUGUGCACCUCCAUGGGGGGCUUAUAAAGAAACAAAGUUUGAAUAUUGUAGUGGUGCACAAAACAGUUGUUUUGGUGAUUGCGGAAAAUGUACUACAGUACAAAGUGGAUAAUUAUUGACUUUUUUAAAACCUUUUUUAUCCCUUCUGAUUAUUGCCCAAGGAAUGCCACCACUAUUAUAAUUAGGCUGCAGUCUGCAAAAUUCAACCAUGGCUCAUUGUGGUUACUGAAUUUGAAUCUGGAUUGAAACUUGCCCUUCUAAUUUUACAGCUUUUUAUAAUUAUUUAUGACAUAAAUUGGUUUUAAUCAUCACAUUUUGGGGGUUAUUCACGACCAAGCAAACACAUUCUUCAAAAUGGAAUAGUUCUCUAUCCAUCAGGUAAAAUUAUUGCCUUGUUCAGCUAAUGCAGACACCAAUAACACUGAUUGAUGUUAAUCGUUGGAUAAGGAUUUGACAUCAGAGAUGUUUGCUAGCCAUUGUUCUAUUUGGCUUGUUUGUGUGGGCGAUUACGUGUAAAUGAUGACAAUACCCUGCAAAUUGUAGAAGACUUCUAUACAUUUAGUGUUAAAAUGGUAAAAACUGAAUAGCUGUGUCCUGUUGUUAAGGAGUUUGUGUCCUCAAAAAACAGCUGUUGCUCAAAAUAUCCUUCAAUUUCAUGUUAUUCACUAGACUUUGAACAGUCCUCGUCAUUUUCCUCAGCUUUAGUGCAGUCUUAUAGAAAAUUAUUUUGAGCCCUGGAUCUGAGAGAAAAAAGACUUGCUGCUUGCAGUCUAGUGUUAACAGAGUAGUCAAUUUCAUAAGGUUGGCCACCUCACAACAUUGAUUUUAAGGCAAAAAACACAGUGGUGAUUACCAAUUAAUGAGGUGGCUUUACCUUUAGGUGGGAUCCUACUGUACUGCUUUAACCCUAUAUUGUAAGAAACUCAUGCUACCUUUUACAACUUGCCAAUAUCACAGACAUUCAGUAAUAGUUAAUUCAAAGGGGUUUAGCCUCAUUCAUGUAAUUACCAUUAGGAAAAUACCUUGCAAACAGAGCCACAAACAAACCUGUUUAAUGGUCACACACCCAAAAGUGAGAAAAUACUCUCAUUUCUGUACAGGUGCUUUUCUGAAUUGAGGCUCUGCUCGUAAGGCAAUAGCAUAUAAAGCUGCAGGGACUUAGGUGUAUAAAAUGUAAUAUGCUAGAUAGUGACAACAUUAUGGGGUAAACAUAUUGUCCAUUGCCAUUAUUUUCUCUAUCAGUAACGGAAGUAUUUAAAUUAAUAGUUAUAAUUGCACCUAGCUACUUGACUAAAGGGUUAAAGUAGUCAUAAGUAAGAAUAUGCUAAACAGCCACAAUGUUGUAUAAACAUUGGUUUGUUCAUGAACAAGCCAAGUCUAUUUUACAAUGAAAUGUGCUAGAUAGUGGCCACAUUUGCUGUAGAAAUUUUGAGCAGUCAUUAACUCAUGGUUUACUUUGAUUUGCUUUGUGAAUAGCAAUCUUUUUAUCACCAAGAUAAAUUUUUCCUUUGAUGUUUCUCAGUGAGUGUGAACUCCGUUGUCUAGACUGCUAAGACCACUUUGUGUUUGGAACAUGAACUCAGUGUGUGUUUUCUGCAAUAAACUAUUCAUAACAUUGAGUGAGUUUCAUCAGCAUUCUGCAACAGAACUGCAGUCUAAAUUUAUUAAUCAAGAGGUGUCCAAUAUAAAAUGUACAGUUCAACGAAAAAUGUUUUAUGUACAGUUUUAUUUUUGUAAACUCCAGUUACAUGUAUGUAGUGUUUAUAAUUUCCCUGUAGUUGUGUAUUUUUGUUGUUCUUGAUUAAGUAGUGGUAGCACCCUUUUAUAGAGUCUGAUUUGCUGUCAGUAACAUGUUAUAUUGUGCUGAACCCUUGCCACACAAUAAAAUUAUCACAAAUGAACUCUGA